UUCCACUUUAUUCCAAGGAAACAAUCACAAUGGCCUGGAGGAACCACAGCGCCAUCACCGAGUUCCUUCUCACGGGGCUCUCUGACGACCCCCUGAUCGAGGCUCUACUUUUCGCGCUUUUCCUGGGGAUUUACCUCCUCACCAUGAUGGGGAACCUGACGAUGCUGCUGGUGAUCGGGGCUGACUCCCACCUCCACACGCCCAUGUACUUCUUCUUAAGCAACCUGUCAUGUAUAGACCUCUGCUUCUCGUCCGUCACGGUACCGAAGCUGCUGAAGGACCUCCUGUCUGAGAGGAAAAGCAUCUCAGUAGAGAGCUGCCUGGCUCAGGUCUUCUUCGUGUUUUUUUCUUCUGGGACUGAAGCCUGCCUGCUGUCGGCCAUGGCUUAUGACCGCCACGCUGCCAUCUGCCAUCCACUGCUCUAUAGCCAGGUGAUGAGAACGGAGUUGUGUGUGAGGCUUGUGUUGGUCUCGUGGGGCGUGGCCUCUCUCAAUGCCACCAUCAUUGUGCUCUUGGCCGUCAACCUGGACUUCUGUGAGGCUCAGACCAUUCACCACUACACCUGCGAGCUGCCUGCCCUUUUCCCCCUGUCCUGUUCGGAUAUCUCUAUCACGGUUGAUGUCCUGCUUUGCUCCAGUUUAUUGCACGGGCUGGGGACCUUUAUCCCAAUCUUCUUCUCCUAUGCCCGCAUUGUCUCCACCGUCUUGAGCAUCGGCUCCACCACGGGGAGAAGCAAAGCCUUCUCCACCUGCUCGUCCCAUCUCACUGCAGUGACCUUGUUCUUUGGGUCAGGCUUUCUCUGCUAUCUCAUGCCCCCCUCUGGGUCCUUCCUGGACUUGCUCUUGUCUUUGCAGUACAGCGCAGUCACCCCCAUGCUGAAUCCCCUCAUCUACAGCCUGAAAAACAAGGAGGUGAAGGCCGCUGUGAGAAGGACACUGAGAAAGUACCUGCCGUAGGUAGUGAACUAUGGAAAAUGGCGUGGUUAUAUUCUUUUAUCCCACAUCCUUCAAACACACAGUGUCAGGUAUGUGAGGGGGGAGGUCUUCCGUGGCUUGACUGAACAUCUAAUCUCAUCAUUCCAAGGUAUGAAUGGGCUCUAGAUUUGGAUUUUUAUUGGGAAAGUGUACAUUCUGUUGGUUGGAACAGAAUGUGAAGACAGAACUCCACAGAGGAGAAUAAUAUGACAACAAAAAAAUGGACAGAUACAUGUUGGGGA
Molecule: messenger RNA, 1216 nt
Organism: Peromyscus maniculatus bairdii (prairie deer mouse)
Lineage: Eukaryota; Metazoa; Chordata; Mammalia; Rodentia; Cricetidae
Product: olfactory receptor 8S1-like
Biological process (GO): G protein-coupled receptor signaling pathway
Cellular component (GO): membrane
Molecular function (GO): G protein-coupled receptor activity; olfactory receptor activity
Source: RefSeq, a predicted model, not a curated record